AUGGGGCAGGGUGGGCUGCGCGCUUUGGCGGCGGUGGUGGCGGUGGUGGGCUUUGGACUGGGGUCUUGUGCAACGGCAAGCAAUGCGCUCAACUUGACGCUGCUCACGGACGGGGUUGAUGAGCUUGGCGCUCGCUGUUUGGAUGGCUCGCCAGGUGGAUACUAUUGGCGGGCGGGAUCGGCGGCCAACGCGACGAAAUUUCUGCUCGUGUUCAACGGGGGCGGCUGGUGCUACAGCUUGGAAGACUGUGCGGCUCGGGCCAAGACCAACUUGGGCACCAGCACCCUUUUCGAGACCACGAUUCAAGGAGACGGCAUUACCAAGAAUGAUCCCGGCUUCAAUCCGGAUUUUUCAUCGUGGAACGUGGCCUAUCUCUACUAUUGCGAUGGCACGUCCUAUGGCGGCAAUCACUCCGAGCCCGUGCAGGUGGGGGACCAGACGCUCUUCUUCCGCGGCCUGCGCAUUCUUGAAGCCUUUCUCGAUCAUUUGCAACGGCAUCGCGGGCUGGACAGCGCCACUGAAGUGUUUUUGAGCGGUCACAGCGCCGGAGGCUUGGGCACGUACAUGCAUGCCGACUACGUGGGAUCGCGUGUACCCGCGGGAGCACUUUUUGGCGCCAUCCCCGAUGCGGGUUUCUUCAUGAUGAACAACACGGUCGGGGGCCGCGACCUGUACCCGGCCCAGAUCCAAAACAUUUCGCGGCUUGCCAGCGUCGUGGGAGACGCUGAUUGCAUGGCGGCCAACGCUGCCGAAGCCUGGCGAUGCAUGGCCACACAGCACGCGCUCCCGUUUGUUUCCACGCGCCUUCACAUGAUUCAGUCAAGCUACGACUCCUGGCAGCUUUCAAACAUCUUUGAUGUCAGCUGCACCCCCAAGUACAGCAACAACACGUGCUCUGCCAACCAGAUGGAUCAAUUCCAGGCCGUGCACACCACCAUCUUGGGACAGAUUCGUGCGACCAAUAGCACCCGUCAUGCGGUGUGGAGUGAUUCCUGCAUUGCUCACAGUCAGGCGUAUUAUGGCGACUACUUUAACAACCCGAGUUGGCAGAUGUCGGCGCGCAUGUUCACCCCGACCAAUCAGAAGCUGUUGACGAACAUUGCGGUCGUGCGGCAGAAGAAGGGGGGCAAGCGGUUUGAGAUUGCUUGCUUCAAGAAUAAGGUCCUCUCCUGGCGCAACAAGGUGGAGAAGGAUAUCGAUGAGGUGCUGCAAAUUCACACCGUGUACACCAACGUGUCCAAGGGUGAAGUGGCCAAGAACACCGACCUGCAAAAGGCCUAUGGUACCGACGACCACACCAAGAUUUGUCGCAUCAUUUUGGACAAAGGAGAGCUGCAAGUGUCCAAGGAGGAGCGCGAUGCACAACUCGGAGCCCUGUUCAAAGAAGUGGCCACCAUUGUCGCGGACAAGUGCAUCGACCCUGCCACGGAGCGCCCGUACACGGCUGCACAAAUUGAGCGUGCCAUGCGUGACAUCCACGUCUCCGUCAAGCCCACAGCCAGUGCCAAGGCCCAGGCCCUUGAUGUGAUCAAGAAGCUGGCCGAAACCAUCUCCAUUGCUCGCGCCAGCAUGUCCGUCCGCGUCCGCCUCCCACAGCGUGAAGCCAAGCGCGUCAAACCCUUGGUGCUACCGCUCACCAUCGCCCUUGAGCAUGAAGAUUGGGACGAUGACCUGGAGCUGGAGUGCACCAUUGACCCAGGCACUUUUCGUGCACUGACGGAGCUCGUGGGUCAUGAAACCAAGGGCCAAGGGUUGGUUGAGAUUCUCAGCGUCAAAAACGUGGCCGAGGGCGACGAAGUCUUGUAGAUCCGGCCGCAUUGCGCGUCAAGAAUUGUUUGUUUGCUAAUUUUGCUCUGCGCGUGUCCAUUCUUACAUGUACGUGUGUGUCCGCUUCCCGUGCACCCCCAACAUUGAGGCCUCUCUUUCGGGCCAGCGACGCUGCGCGUCGUUGUCAUUGGCUGCGUGAGACGCCACGCUUCGGGCCUUGCCAAGUUUCAUGCUUGUCUACCAAGUUGACGCUCAAGACAAUUGCAUGAUUUGACGC
Molecule: messenger RNA, 2044 nt
Organism: Monosiga brevicollis MX1
Lineage: Eukaryota; Choanoflagellata; Craspedida; Salpingoecidae
Exons: 7
Coding region: 1-1806 (601 amino acids)
Biological process (GO): cytosolic ribosome assembly; ribosome biogenesis
Molecular function (GO): hydrolase activity
Source: RefSeq, a predicted model, not a curated record